Molecule: messenger RNA, 459 nt
Organism: Mesocestoides corti
Lineage: Eukaryota; Metazoa; Platyhelminthes; Cestoda; Cyclophyllidea; Mesocestoididae
Source: the annotation of a GenBank genome assembly
AUGAAGGUGGAAGACAUGAUGGACCACGAGAUCGCCGAGGUGCGGACGGCCUUCAAAUACUUUGAUCGCGAGAAUGUCGGGACAAUAUUGACUUCGCAGUUGGGUGACUGCCUGCGCUGGCUCAAGUUGGUCCCAAGUGAGGCUGAAAUUGAGGGCUACAAGGAGGCCUGCGAUCCGAAAAAGAAAGGUCGCGUCAACUUCGACACCGUGCUCACCGUGGUCGCGCAUCUGUGGAUCCCAGAUCCGCAGAAACGCGAAGGCCAGUGCUGGGGCGCGUUCCUGUCCUUCGACAAUGAGGACAAGGGCAAACUCCCCGCAGAGGAGUUAAAGAAGAUCCUCAUGGAGGUUAGCGAGGAACCGCUGCCGGAGAAGGAGGUGAACCAGAUUAUCAGGAAGUUUGUGGACAAGAAGACCGGAAUGAUCGAGUACGGCUACAUAAUUCGUGCGUGGCAGAAAUGA